Molecule: messenger RNA, 1757 nt
Organism: Paramacrobiotus metropolitanus
Lineage: Eukaryota; Metazoa; Tardigrada; Eutardigrada; Parachela; Macrobiotidae
Product: soluble guanylate cyclase 88E-like
Exons: 14
Coding region: 104-1651 (515 amino acids)
Biological process (GO): response to oxygen levels; nitric oxide-cGMP-mediated signaling; cGMP biosynthetic process
Cellular component (GO): guanylate cyclase complex, soluble
Molecular function (GO): heme binding; guanylate cyclase activity; oxygen sensor activity
Source: RefSeq, a predicted model, not a curated record
UUCAUAAUAACGACAGCCCGAAAAUGGCUGUGUUCGUACUGAGCGUGAAAGGAAAGAUUCAGCCGCAUUGACUAUCUGGUAAUUUCAUUAGCUGUCGCUCGCAAUGUACGGCAUGGUCAUCCAGUCCAUGGCGGCAUGUCUACAGCAAACUUAUGGCGAUGUGCUGUAUCAAACGAUCAUCGAAUGUGCCGGUAUUCCGGUGACUUCCUUCAAUACACACGAAGUGUACCCGGAUAAAUAUGUGUGGGCUCUGGUACAAACCGCCACCGAGGUGUUGGAGGAGAAUAAAGAACCGGAAUAUUAUUUGGAGAUUUUCGGGAGGAUGUUCGUCUUGCAUUGCCAUACAUAUGGACAUGACAAGAUUCUUCGCGUGUCUGGCCGCCAUUUUCGGGAUUUAAUUCGCAACAUGAACCAUCUUCAUCACUGCAUGCGCUAUAGUUAUCCCCGAAUGACCCAUCCAUCUUUUGUGGUUGUCGCUGAGGAUGUGUCCGGUAUGGUUCUCCAUUAUGAGUCGAUACGGCAAGGCUUUGCUCCUUACGUUACCGGUCAGCUGAAAGAACUAGCCACUAACAGCAAAUUCUUCAACAAAUCGUAUUUCAAUGUCUGUGUGAUGGAAGAGCGGGAGCUGUUACAGCGUGGAUCUUAUCUGACAGUAAUGCGGUUAGAUUUUCCUAAUAAUGGAUAUGUGGGCUCAGUGACCGGAUACAAUCACCACCUGACACCCCGGUUCUCUGGCCUUAAAUCGCAGACGUUUUUCAAAAUCCUACCCUAUAGUUUGUAUUCUACAUUUGCAAGAUGUCGUCUAGAGCUGGAAUCAGUGCCUACUAUUCGCGUAGAAAAUCCUUACACCAAACAGAAUUUCCGGUCGCCUCAUCGACUCUUGCUCAAAGGACAAUUCAAACAAUUUUCCCCGCAAUGGGGCGUAUUCUUGAGCUCGACGCCAACAUUGAACGACCUAUCCGAUGUAGAGCGCAUCGGCUUUUAUUUGAGUGAUCUGCCUCUUCACAGCUGCUCCGCGGAGUUAGCCGCUAAGUGCUUGCCUUUUGUCUUGGUUUUUGUAGCCGUACGACGCCGUCACCAUUAUGUUCGUCCGAUUGUUUGCCUUCAACGUGGUUUGUUCAAAAUUCCGCCGACAGAAGUGAUCAAAGUUGUGAGUGAAUGCUGGAGUGCGCUGGACACGGUAACUUAUAGCUACGACGUGUUGAAAGUGGAAAACCGAGGUGAAGAGUACAUGGUAUGUCCUAGUGGCAUCCCAAACAGACAUGGCAACCAGCAUGCCAGUGAAACCGCCAGUCUUGCGCUGCAUAUAAUGCAGACGGUUAUGGACAUGGACUUUCCCCGAUUACCCGACCGAAAGCUGCAGAUCCGGAUCGGGAUUAAUUCCGGGCCUGUGGUUGGGGGUGUUGUUGGACUGCACUUGCCUCGAUUCUGCAGAUUUGGCGAUACUGUGAAUACGGCAUCGAGAAUGGAAUCAUCCGGCAUUCCUUUCCGGAUUCAAUGCAGUGAGAGAACACGAAACAAUCUCGUAACAACCGGGAACUUUGAGCUGAAGAUACGUGGGAUAAUGAAAAUCAAAGGAAAAGGUGAUAUGAGAGUGUACUGGCUCAUUAGUGAAUAUGGAUCGGAUUUCAGUAUUGAAACUGAAGACUAAACGCUGUUUUCGACUCUUUGUGGCGACUUUAACGCGAUACAAAAUUUGUUUGAAGCGUGCACUUUUUGCGCAGGCAACAGUGUUUCCCCAUAAAAAUGCAAUGAAG